GCCCAUCAGACUACACUGAUUGAGUACUUUAAAUGUAAUGUUGAGUUCUCUCUUUCUUGUUUUUGUGCAUACCCAUUAACAAGAGUUCUGUCUGUGUACUUUUCCCUCCUUGUAGUUCAUUGCAUGUUUAAUAAUGAAAAUACCUACCAAAGGAGAACAUGGAUGUGGUUUAUUUCUGUGCACCUUCCCAAUUACACCAUAGAUCUGUGUAUAAUGACGAGAUGCUCAUGUCUGCGCCCUAACAAUCGUUCCCACACUGUACGUCAGAUUUAGUAUUUUACGAUUAUGACAUGUCACACUGUGCAAUGUUACCAAAUCAUGAUCUUGAUAUCAACCUGUACGAUUUGUUUCAGUUUUGUCGUCAUAACCUCGCAUGUCAAUCGCAGAAUAUGUCAGCCGAUGUAAGCUAUGUCAACUGCAGCGGUGUAUGUUCCAUCAAAGCAGCGCAAGCCUCACUCUAUGCAUAUGUGCGAGUGAAGCGAGUUUGAAAAUGCUGGAAGUAUGCAUCUUAGAAAUAGUUUUCACAUGCAUACUUCAUAUGCCUGAACUCAGAAAUAAAUGGUCGCUGUGGAAGAACAUUCAUUUUGAUUUGCUGAUUUUUGUGACUUUUCAAAACCCCAUUAGGUAGCCUGAUUUUAAGAUGUCAUGUAGUAGCUUGAACAAGAUAAUUAGGGCCGUGUUCCUAUUGGUCAGUCAUCGGGAUCGGCUCAUAACACCAACCACACUAGGGCAUACACGAUAAAGGCUCAACAUUUCUGACGUUGCCAGAACUUUGUCGGCGCCUACGACCACACGUAGUAGUACUUAAUCGGCAGAUCUAGACCCUGUCACGCUGAACAAGCCAAGUCGUCCGACAACCAUUUACUACCUAAGAGUUUGGGACAGCAAAAUCGUGGCAUAAGACCGCUACAAUCGGCGGGCCUUAAGCGGGAAAUCCUUCAGGAAGAGAUUCAAAUGACCUCAAACAGUAGGCCUAACUGUGCUGCUAUUCUAAAAGAUGUUGUUGCCUACGUUGACGUGUGGUCAUCAAGUAAAACAGAGAAUUACUCUAAACCAUUCAUCCAGCAGCUGCAGGAUAUGGGAGUUGAGGUAUCAAAAACCUUCAAUAAACAAGUCACCCACGUAGUCUUUAAAAAUGGCCAUCAAGCCACCUGGAAUAAAGCCAAGAAGACUGGUGUGAAACUUGUGUCUGUCCUUUGGGUGGCCAGAUGUAAAGAUGAUGGUGAACAUGUUAAUGAAGAGUUGUGUCCGGCAUUAAAUGAUGAAGUCAAUCCAGCACUCAAGAAAAGGGUGCAUCGUUGUAUGCAGCCAAGAGACACCCCUCCGAGGACCCCUGAGAAUGACAGGCGCAUGAAAAAAAAACUGGACAAGAUGAUCAAAGACCUAGUGCCAAAAUCACCUCUUAUUACAGAUGUGUCCCCUUACAUUAUCGACGAAGAGAACGGAAUAGUUUACAGUCCUUCUAUGAAAAGGUCUGAGUCCAUGGCACAGCGCCUGAAAGAAAUGAGAGAAAAAAGGGAAAACCUUUCCCCGACAGCUUCACAGAUGCAAUCUAGGUUAUCACCUGAGCUCAAGCCUCCUCUUGGGAAUACACCAUCCCGCUCUUUUUUGCAACAACUGUAUGAAGAACCGGAUGAGGAUUUUAAUGCAUCUUUUGGCUCAAAUAAGACAGAUGGAGAGAAGCAACAUGAAGACACCAUUGAAACACAGCACAAGAAAGACUUUCAGAAACCUUGGAUGUCACCUUGCAGUGUUGUGCCAAGACAAAAGACAAGUCCGUUACCCAAUUCACCGGCUAAAGAAAAAGCAAAUAAACAAGACAAAAAUCCUAAAAGGACCUCGAUCAAAAGUGAUGGCAUCAAGAAACACAUGUCUUUAGAGAGUCCAUGCCUGGAUGACCUCCCGGAGGGUAGCAAGAGUGUGCAAUCAGUGUUUACGUUUGACAGUUUUGAAGUGGGAAAAAGUAGACGAUCAACCAGCAGAAGUAACAUGGCAAAAGUCACACCACCUGUUAGGAAAAGCAGAACACCACAGUCUCUUCCAGAAAGUAAGCCAACUGUUGAUCUGGACAUUUCUAGCAUUUCUAGUCGCCGUUCUGAUAAAAUUUUACCAGAAAACCCCAAUAUGCCUCAUCAAACGUCUGUAAAGAUGACCACACUGAAAUCAAAAGUGAGCCAACGAAGAAAAUCCUUGCUUCCUGCUUUGGAAAGAUCUUGCACUGCCUCAAAUUACUCUCAUGCCUCCUCCUGUGCAUAUGAUGAUUAUGAUGGGGUAUUUGAGGACUUCUUCUCUCAAGCUAACAACCCGCGGAGACAACAAAGUCUCCUUUUGCCCUGCAUGCCCUCAGAGUCGAAGGUUCUUGUUCCCUUUGAACUGGAGCCUCAGCCUAGCCCUGGGAAGAGGAAGAGGGGCAAGAGUGAAACCACAGGGUCUGAGUCGGCCAGUGCCAAAAAGAGAAAACAUGGGGUGCCAAGUGUAAGCAGCAUGUUGUCUCAACACGAGCACCCACACCAGGAUACAAAAGGACUUGCAUCCUCAGAGGACGAUAAUACAAAACAAACUGUGACUAAAAGAAGUGCACAAAGCACAUUGCCGUUCUCCAGAGUGCCUAAAGACUCAGCCGAUGAACUGACUUGUGCCCCUGAGAAGCAGAGCGCGUCAACAGAUCCCACACAACUUUCAAAACCAAAUUUGACAGCUGCCAAAAAAUCACUAGAUAAGCAAAACAGUUCAUAUAUCCUACCUCGGCACAAGGACAAUAAAGGGAAAAGUAGCCCACGUUUGGAAAUUGUAGGCAGAGGGACUGCAUAUGCUGCAACAGCUGGUGUUACGGACACAAUUUCUGACAAUUUAAGCAAACAGAAAGGACAAGUCAAUGUGGUGGAGAAGAGCAUGGACAAAAAUACAAAGACUCUAAGGACAUUAGUUAUGACAAGCAUGCCCACCGAAAAGCAGCACACAGUGACCCAGGUGGUCAGAGCUCUGGGUGGGUUCUCAGUGGUGGCCCAGGUGUGUGAGAGCACAACCCACGUGGUGUCAGGGGGCCACCGACGGACCCUCAACAUUCUCCUGGGCAUCGCCCGUGGCUGUUGGAUCCUCUCUUUUGAGUGGAUUUUGUGGUGUUUGGAGCAAAGACGAUGGAUUCCAGAAGAACCAUAUGAACUUUCAGAUCAGUUUCCAGCAGCAUCUAUCUGCCGUCUGCAGCAGCACCUGUCUGCAGGGGAGCACCAGCAGGACCUCUUCCUGGAUCAGCCUGCAAUGUUUGUCUCCCGGAACACCCAGCCCCCCACCCACAGCCUGGUGGAGCUCAUCCAGCUGUGUGGGGGCACAGUCUGCAAAACGGUCCGGCAGACAGGCCUCUGCAUAGGGGAGUACAACGGCAAGAGACCAGAAGGGAGCAGGAUUCUCUCCGAGCAGUGGGUGCUGGAUUGUAUCACACAUCUCAAGCAACUUCCAUAUGAGAAGUAUGACUUGGAAUGGAAGUCCCGGUAAUAUGAAGUUGGACCCAAACAUUGAGAGAACACAUAUGGAAAUCGUUCUCGCUUUUAUUCCCCUUGAAUGUGAAUUGACUUUCUACUGUUAUUGCAUUCUAUUUAAUAAAACGUUUACCUUGUCA
Molecule: messenger RNA, 3616 nt
Organism: Salmo salar (Atlantic salmon)
Lineage: Eukaryota; Metazoa; Chordata; Actinopteri; Salmoniformes; Salmonidae
Gene: mcph1
Product: microcephalin 1
Biological process (GO): DNA repair; mitotic cell cycle
Cellular component (GO): nucleus
Molecular function (GO): zinc ion binding; ubiquitin-protein transferase activity; DNA binding
Source: RefSeq, a predicted model, not a curated record